This is a messenger RNA of Lactuca virosa, 1149 nucleotides long. Lineage: Eukaryota; Viridiplantae; Streptophyta; Magnoliopsida; Asterales; Asteraceae. The record is from the annotation of a GenBank genome assembly.
AUGGUGACUACACCUGCUACCUCUGUUUCAGUUUCACCUUUCAGUCAACCAACAACAUUCUUUAAGCCUUGUGCUCCUUUAACUCAGAACUAUAAUGGGGAAAGUACAAUAGGAAUUAUUGGCCAAAUUACUAGCAAAGACCAAAAUCCAUUUGGAACACUUCCUCCAAUAUCUCACUUGUCCUUUGAAUGUUCUCAAUCGAUUCAAUAUGGGAUAUCCAGCAUACCUGUCAAAGACAAGCCUGCCAUGGUCAAAUAUCCCUUGUUGACUACAAGGCAUUUGUACAGAAGAAACAAGUUGCCAGUUCAGAAGUAUGACCCAAAACUAAAUAGUUUAAAGAUGCCAUUUUUUAGUGACACCAAGGAGAUACCAGUUGCUGCAUUUUUCCCAAGGGAAAAUCCAAGGGAGUUGGUUAUCAAAGGGAACAUGCAUAAACAAAAGUUGUCAGAUAGCAUGUAUGAAAAUGAGAAAGAUGAUAUCAAGGGUUAUGAUUCUUCAAAUGAUCCAACCAAUGAGAAAAAUAAGUUCCCAUCAGUGCUUGAUGUCCCAUUAAAACUUCAACUCCCUGACUACUACACAAAACCUCAAAUUUCAGAGUUGGAAUCAAAAGAAAGGGGUGAGCCAGGCUUUUGCAGCCAUGUUAAUGACUUUGUAAUUGGUCGCCAUGGCUAUGGGAGUAUUAAGUUCUUAGGGGAGACAGAUGUGAGAAGACUUGAUCUUGAAAGUAUUGUCCAAUUUAAUAACCGAGAGGUUACUGUGUAUAUGGAUGACAUAAAGACACCACCCGUUGGCCAAGGGCUCAAUAAACCAGCCGAGAUAACACUUCUUAACAUCAAAUGCAUUGAUAAAAGAAGUGGAGUGGAGUACAAGGAUGGGUUGAAGAUUGAUAAAUACAUAGAGAUGUUGAAGAAGAAGGUGGUGGCACAAGGCGGUGAGUUUAUUUCAUAUGAUCCGGUUGAAGGAGAAUGGAAAUUUAGAGUCCAACACUUCUGAACACUAUUCUCUUGAUGAUCUAUUGAUGUUGAUACUGGUAUUGAUGGUUGGAGUUUGUAUUUUGCUUAUGUAAAGUACUUGCAAUAAUGUAAAUAGUAAGUGCAAAAAAUAUUUAUGUAUUUUUAUUGAUUUGUUUAUCAUAACACCAUGUAUGAA